Messenger RNA from Fimicolochytrium jonesii, 2919 nucleotides. Its product is annotated as Man1-Src1p-C-terminal domain-containing protein. Gene Ontology annotation, cellular component: nuclear inner membrane. The coding region runs from base 135 to 2786 and encodes 883 amino acids. The record is from RefSeq and is a predicted model, not a curated record. Gene Ontology annotation, molecular function: chromatin binding. The transcript has a single exon. NCBI's taxonomy places the organism in Eukaryota, Fungi, Chytridiomycota, Chytridiomycetes, Spizellomycetales, Powellomycetaceae.
CGGACAAGUUGCCAUUUUCCCUUUUCCAAACCUCCCCACACUCCAUUUCGGAUACAGGAAAGGAUUGCUGGGUUUCCCUCUCACACGUUCUCUUCGCAUACGCUUUGUACACUCUGAUCAGCACAGUCAGCGACAUGGCUGAUCCUACCAACAAUGAUCUCUCGUACCUUUCGGACACGUUCGACGCUAACAAGCUCAAAAUUCAGGAGCUCAGGUCCAUCCUCAGCAAACACGGGGUCGAUUCACCCAAAGCGAAGAAGAAGGCCGAUUUCGUCGAACUGUUCAAUAAAAACAUCACUCCGAAGAAGGACAAGUUGCUGAAGGAGGCGACGAAGCAGUAUGGCAAGCCGCCCAAGCAGUUGGCUUUGGGAGAGGAAGUCCAGUCGAAGGGUGGAGUGGGGAGUAGCAAGCAGACUGCAAAGGAGGCAAAGACGGUGGUGAAUACACCGGUCACCCCGAGGAGGACGACAAGGAGAUCCAUCGUGGCAUACUCGAGCAGCGAGGACGAGGGCGAACCGGAAGUCAUUCAGCCGCGCGGGAAAGGAGGCAAGAAACCUGUGGUGCAGGAGGACGAAGGUGAAACGAGCCCUUUCUCGGACACCAACGUGUUCCAAGCGAGCGCAAGCCCUUUACAAGAGGCUCGUAAAGCGAAGCUCACGAAGAAAAAGGCCGCCGCUGCGACAAAGGAACCCGCUGCUGUGGUGCAGCCUGAGGACAGCGAGGCGGAGAAGUAUAUUGGGGGGCCGAAGCUGGAAAGAACUCCGGUGAAAACUGCGCGCAAGACUCGUCACUCUGUCGCUGGUGGUGAGACACAUCCUCCCGAACCAUUUACGUUCAAGAAAUCGUUUGAGCCCACGCUGGAGAAUGUGGAUGACGAGACUGUUGUCGAGACGCCUGAGCCUCCACGAGCUACAUCGUCGCGACGCAAAACGUAUGGAGGCGAAGGUAUCCCUGCUGCCGCGAGCGUGAGGAAACGAGGUGGACGCAAAUCGAUGGCCGCGCAAGCGCUGAAGCCCAGCUCAGAUGACGAUGUUGUAGAAGAGAUCACUGCCGUUGAGUCAGGCGAGGAAGAUACAGAGGACAAAGCUGAAGCUGGCGCGUCUACUGGAGUCUCCACCCCAGCGAGAUUCAUGUCCAUCCCGCCGUUGACUCCAGGCGCCGUCGCCUCCUACUCCGACCAACCACUCACGAGCGUUCCGCCUCCGUUGACCAGCCCGUCCGGCAGCGAAGACUGGUCCACCUUUUCUCCCCGCAAAGAUGCUCCUUCUGACUCCGUCGCUAGGAAGAAACGUCAAACCAGCACCUUCAGGCGACGAAGCACCGUGCCUCCCCCGAAGGUCGAUCGGCUCUUCGUUGCGUUGUGCGUGUUCACCGUCGUGGCGAUGGGCUUCAGUCACUGGUAUUGGGAAGCUCGCGAUGUCAUUGGAUACUGCGAUCCCCUUAAUCCCGCGAAGAAUGAAGGACCAUACACCGGUUACAACCCUCUUGGAUUCGUUCUUCCUACUUGCAAAGACUGUCCCCCGCACAGUGUUUGUGUCGACAAGACGAUCUUGUCAUGUGAGCCCGCAAACUAUACCACGGAAGUCAACAUUCUCGCUCGACUUUUACCCACAAAGCUCCUGCCGUUCCCAUUGGAUCAACCGAGUUGCGUCAAAGACUUACGUAAACAGCGCGAAGAGCAGAAACGUGACCAGCAUGUGGAGACCCUUCUCACUGUUCUCAACACCGCCGUUCGAACCUGGGUGGGAACCGCAGAGUGCGGUGGGUUCGUCCCCGAAAUCACCGACCCCGUACGCUCCCACCGAACGGGACAUGUCCUUGGCAUGCCCUGGAGCCUUGCAAAACAAAAUCUGCGUAACGUUAUCGGCCGAAAGUGGGAUGACACCAAAUUCGACACAUACUGGAACUACGCGAUCGGCAGGAUCCGCCACCCCGACCCCGACCACGUUGUACCCUUGUUGACGGAGGUGAUGGACGAAGCCAACCGAACCCGUUUAUUCCAAUCCCGAGAGCCCCCUAUCAUGUCGCUCACGUGCCGUCUUCGUCGAUCCAUCUGGGAGACGUCGAAGACUUACUGGAUGCAGUUAUCGGGAAUGGGCAUCACGGUUGUCUUCUUUGUUUGGUUCUGGUUCAAGCGCCAAACGGUCGCCAGGGAAGCCCGCAUCGUUUCUCAGCUCGUGGAAGAUGUCCUCGACGCGGUGAGCGAGGAAGCCGAAAACAACCGUGUUGACCCUGUUCGAUACCCGAUGCCCGGCAUGGCCGUCGCCCAGUUGAAGGAUUUCUUCCUGGUCCCACAUACCAUCCCCGGCCUCACUCCCAUCGACACCUCGUCCCACUCCCACGAACAAAGUGUGGUAGACGAAGCCAGCGGCCGAACCCGCUUCUACGUCCCCGAUGAAAGCACCCGCGACAGAAUCUGGGAUAACGUCACGAGGCUGGUGGAGAAGAACAGCGGCCUGAGGGAGACGGUGAUGGAGAUCCGAGGCGAGUCGCACCUCGUCUGGCAGUGGAUAGGCAGUGCCGCGUUGAGCCCAAGGAAAAAGGUCGCCGCGCCUCAUCGGGAGAGGUCGGUCAGUCCGGCGCGCAAGCUCGAUUUCGGGGCUGGUGCUUCCGGUGCGGGAGAGGGCGGUUCUGGGCGCUCCAGCGAGGCCGAGCCCUUAUUGCACAGCGCUAGUUCGUCCCCUGGGAGAGCGGCGGUGGCGAUGGUUGGGAACGUUAUGAAUAAGGUGGAGAAGAUCGUCGAGCGGGCCGGUGGGAGGGGUAGUGGUGUGUAUCCUGAGAAUUAAUGAGACGGACGUCACGAAACGUCAACGUAUAUAUAGAAAAUGCGAGAGGCAGAGGCUACAUCUGCUUUGUAUAGUAUUCGGGGGUGUUUUUCUGUAUAUCAUCGCUUCAAAAUAGUAAGCAAAUCGCGUGAGA